AUAAAACAAAUAUCAUAACAAAACAACUUAUUCAAUUACUUCAUUAAUGAUUUCAUCAGAAUGCUAGGAACUAAACAAGUUGUUCUUAAAACCUUUUGUAAUAAAAAACCUGUUAGGAUUUCAUACGGCCUUGUUGAUAGCCAAUUUGGCGACAUUGUAUUGGGUUUCCUUAAAGAUUCGAAUGACGCAAUUUGCUAUUUACACUUUGCUAAAAGUGAAGACAAGGAGAAUAGAACAAAUAAUUAUGAGUCGCUGCUGCAGAAACGUUGGCCAAAUGCUUUGCUUUUAGAAGACUUGAGGCAAGCGCGAAUUCUGRCUGAUAGAAUAUUUAGUAACGAAGAAAUGAUACUAAAUGUUGUGGUAUCUGGUACCCCAUUUCAAGAGGCAGUGUGGAAUGAAUUGUUAAAAAUACCUUCUGGUCAGACAUGUACUUAUGGAGACAUCGCAAAUAGAAUUGGAAAACCGAAUGCAGUACGCGCAGUAGGUACAGCUGUUGGUAGUAAUGAAAUAUCUAUCGUAAUUCCUUGUCAUCGUGUGGUGUCAAAGAACGGUGAUAUAAAAUAUGGAGGUGGGAGAACGCGCAAAAUUCAUUUGCUGAAGUACGAAAAGGAAAAUUCACUAAGUGGAAACUAAACUGAGGCAUUCUUGUACCUGUUAAAGAAUAUGUUUACCAAUAAACUACUAAAAAUCUAAAUAAUUGCAUAAAAUGUAGUAUUGUAGCUGAAAUUAUGUAAAUAGUAUAAAUUCUCCUCAAGUCCCUCAUAAAAAAAACGUGUUUUAUUAAUUUCAAGUAUUUUAUUCAAUGUAAAUAUAUUUUUUUGGAUGUUUUUUACAGAGAAUAAUUCCCAGAUUAGUAUGCGCACAUAUUUACCACUUAAUACGGAACUUAAAUUUUAAUCUUUGCAAAUGUUAUAGUUCAUAUAUGCUUUUAUUUUAUCAUAUAUGUAUUUAUAAUAAUAUAGUAUGCCCAAAUAUAUAUUAGCUGUGGAUAUAGAUUGGAUUCAAAACCGAAUUUUCGGUAAUUCUAUUAAUUUUAAAAACACAAAUUAAGCACAGUUACAUUCUAAUUMGAAUGGUUGGCUAAUACCAAUUUCAAGUUACUAUAAUUAACCAACGCUACAUGUAUCGCUAUAACUCGUUUAUUUAUGUAGUGAAAUACCAGUUUUUUUUAUUAAUUCCAUGU
Molecule: messenger RNA, 1183 nt
Organism: Bactrocera latifrons
Lineage: Eukaryota; Metazoa; Arthropoda; Insecta; Diptera; Tephritidae
Product: methylated-DNA--protein-cysteine methyltransferase
Exons: 1
Coding region: 61-633 (190 amino acids)
Biological process (GO): DNA repair
Molecular function (GO): methylated-DNA-[protein]-cysteine S-methyltransferase activity
Source: RefSeq, a predicted model, not a curated record